AUGGGAAAAGAGCCACCGAGCUGUGCGCGAGGCCAUCCAGAUGCACGACUGGACGACUCCGAGGAAAAAGAUGGGUUAAACCAGACCGCGACGAGUGCUGCGAGUCUGGACCCAAAGAGGGUCGGGCGAUGCUCCAUUCUCGAGCUCUUGUCGGGUCACAAGUUCACAAGUCACGGGUCACCAACGUCCAGAAAUGCGAACACGGGAAGGUACCGAGAGUUCUCUAUGGUUCUCUCCUCCACCUGCACCGAACAGCUCACAGCUGAGGGAACUCACCCUUUUCCACACGGCUCUGCGUAG
This is a messenger RNA of Penicillium oxalicum, 300 nucleotides long. RefSeq lists its product as uncharacterized. The record is from RefSeq and is a predicted model, not a curated record. The transcript has a single exon. The coding region runs from base 1 to 300 and encodes 99 amino acids. Lineage: Eukaryota; Fungi; Ascomycota; Eurotiomycetes; Eurotiales; Aspergillaceae.